Messenger RNA from Ambispora leptoticha, 1014 nucleotides. The record is from the annotation of a GenBank genome assembly. Lineage: Eukaryota; Fungi; Glomeromycota; Glomeromycetes; Archaeosporales; Ambisporaceae.
UUAAAUAUGACUACGCAUUUAAACAAUCUGAUGUCGAUGAAUAUUUGAAAAAAAUUUUGAUCGAACAUAGAUGCCAAUUACCAUGGAUUCCUUAUAAUGAAUUUAAGAAUAUUGUAAAAGUAGGAAAAGGUGGAUUCGCGGUUGUACACUAUGCCCGCUGGAUUGAUAAGAGCAGUAAUAUAGAACAAUCUGUCGCUCUUAAAACACAUCAUACGUAUGAUACUAAUCAAUUUAUUGAAGAAAUGAAAAUAUAUAGUAAAAUCUCAGAGGCUAAUCCAUCAUUUUUGAAAUGUUUUGGAAUAUCAAAAGACUAUAAAGGGAAAUAUGUCCUUGUUUUAGAAUAUGCUGCUAUAGGAUCUUUGAGUAAAAAUCUUUAUAAUAUAUCACAGAUGGACUGGAAAAAAAAGUUAAAGGUGUUACAUUGCAUAAUUUUUGAUCUUGAAGCAAUUCAUUCACAAGGAUAUAUUCAUAAAGAUUUGCAUAACGGUAACAUAUUACAAAAUGAGUUGGAUAAUGCAUAUAUCGCAGAUCUAGGGCUCUCAUCACCUUUGAAAAAUGAAGACGAAGGUAUUGUUGGCGUCUUACCUUAUAUCGCCCCCGAAAUUUUGGACAAAGGUCAAUAUACUACAGCAUCAGAUAUUUAUUCGUUUGGAAUGAUAAUGUGGGAAAUUUUAUAUGGAAUGUCGGUAUCUUAUAAUCAAAAGUUUGCUAUGCCGCAACUUCCAAUUCAAAUAUGUUGUAAUGGUUUAAGACCUCCUAUUAAUGAAAAAGCACCACAAUGUUACGUGAAUCUAAUGAAAGAAUGUUGGGAUAAGGAUCCAGAGAAACGACCGCCGGCGAAAAAGCUUUGCGACAUUUUCAAUAGAUGGCAAGAUGAUGAAAAUAUUUUAUUAGAAUUGAGUAGAUCUGAGACAAGAAUUGAAAAUAUCGAAAAAUUGCAUUCGAGUAUGUUUAGCGGAGGAAGUAAAUUUAUAUCUAAGUCAAUUUUAGACGUGAAUAGCGAAUUGCAAUUUG